This is a messenger RNA of Linepithema humile (Argentine ant), 3509 nucleotides long. Its product is annotated as unc-112-related protein. Gene Ontology annotation, molecular function: integrin binding. Gene Ontology annotation, cellular component: cell-substrate junction. The record is from RefSeq and is a predicted model, not a curated record. NCBI's taxonomy places the organism in Eukaryota, Metazoa, Arthropoda, Insecta, Hymenoptera, Formicidae. Gene Ontology annotation, biological process: cell-matrix adhesion; integrin-mediated signaling pathway.
GACAUUUGAAUCUCAUUCGCGUUCGAGAGAGGAGCGAAAGAGGAGGUGGUGCGUCGCGCGAUCCACUUCGAGUAGCACAAGAUCACACACGCAUGUGAACGCGUACGUGUAUGCACGCGCGGCAGUAAAGUCACAAGCCGAGAGAAGGAGCAGCCCCGCCGCGCGGUUUUAUCGCGCGUGAUCGCGUGGCAGUGGUGUGUUGUGCGCGACGUACGGUCGGUCUUCAGUUAUAAUCGUCGUAACGGAUAUUGUUUCGCGAAACAUGUUCGCCGAACGUUGAACUGCACUUUAGGAGAACAAUCGCAAAUAAGUGACGGAUCGCCGCGGCGUGUGUGUUCGUGCCGCAAAAAAAAAAAAGAACAGACUCCGUUGAGAGAUUCCUCCGUCUUGCCGUUUCAUCGUACAUCUGGUGACAAGAGGAGAAAUCGUCCAACAUGUACUCCGAUGGCCACGAGGUGGACGGCAGCUGGGUGCUGCACGUCUACGUGACGGAUCUGCAGGUCGAGAGGACUUUACGCGUGAAGGGAGAGCUGCACAUCGGCGGUGUUAUGCUGCGCCUCGUGGAGGAUCUCGACAUCGCCAUGGACUGGUCGGAUCACGCACUUUGGUGGCCGGCACGAAACCACUGGUUGACCAGAACACGUAGCACCUUGGAUCAGUACGGCGUAGCGGCGGACGCGUUGCUGCAUUUCACGCCGAUGCACAAGACCCUGAGGGUACAGCUGCCGGAUACGCGUUGCAUCGACUGCCGCGUCGAUUUUUCCGUCAAGACGUUCAACGCGGUUAUUAACUUGUGCAAGGAACUCGGCAUUAGACAUCCAGAGGAGCUUUCGUUCUGCAAGCCGCUCGAACCGAAUCACUUGAAGUACAAUCUGAAAGAUUUACCGGCCAAGAAGAAGAUUGAGAACCAGAAGAACGGUCACAUUAGGAACGUGCCGGCCGAUACGAACACUUUUAUCCCGGCUAGCCAGAGUCCCAGAGGAUCCACCGGAAGCUUAGAUCAGUCCAGUCCGUUUAUGUGCGCGCCAGUCACGCCCAACAACAGAAAUCACAGCACACCGAUCAGUUCUCCUGUCUCGCACACCGGCACAUGGAAGAGAAACAACUCUUCCGGCUUCGGCAGUACCGGUUCCUUCAAUGCCAACAACAGCACUAUGAGCCUCGAGGCGCUGAACGGCGGAUUGACGGAAUCCUUGGCGCAGAGUCCGACGUCGAUCUCGCCGGAAGCGCGAACGAAGCUGAUCAGACCGAAGAGCCUGAUCGAGAGAGCGAGGAUGAAUGUCGCCUGGCUGGACUCCUCUCUGUCGAUUAUGGAGCAGGGUAUCCGCGAAUUUGAUACGCUCAGGCUAAAGUUCAAGUUCUACUCUUUUUACGACCUAAAUCCGAAGACCGACGCGGUUCGAAUCAACAUGAUAUUCGAGCAAGCCAAGUGGCAAUUGCUCGCGGAAGAAAUCGACUGCACCGAAGAGGAAAUGUUGAUGUUCGCAGCACUUCAGGUACAAGUGAAUCUUCAGGCGAGCGUGCCGCAGCCCACGUAUGACAGUAAUGGGGCGACCUCGCCCGUCGAGGAUGACAUCGACGCGGCUUUAACGGAUCUGCAGGUGACCCUGGAAGGCAGCAAUAUCAGCAACGGGCCCAGCGACAUCACGCAAGUGCCCGAGCUCUGCGAUGAGCUGCGUUUCUUCAAGCCGAAGCGCUUCACGCUGAAGGCCUUCAAGCGUUAUUGGUUCACGUGCCGCGAUCUUCAGCUUAGACUCUACAAGAACAGGGAAGAAGCGGGCGGCUCGGAAUCGCCGGUCUACGUGAUCAAUUUGCGCGGCUGCGAAGUCACGCCGGACGUACAUUUGUCGCAAGGUCGUUAUGGAAUUAGGCUAGAAGUGCCCAGCGCUGAAGGCAUGACCGAGAUGUGGAUCAGAUGUGACAACGAGCAACAAUACGCAAAGUGGAUGGCUGCGUGCAGAUUAGCAGCCAAAGGCCGUACUCUCGCCGACGCGUCUUAUGAGAGCGAGGUCAACAGCAUCACAGCCUUUCUGCAAUUGCAGAGGCCCGCGCCCGCGCCGGCCAUCAAUCCAAAUGCUUUAGACAUCAUACCGGAAGACUACGUCGCGCCUAGAUUCGCAAAAAAGUUCAAGGGAAAGUUGGUUCAAAGAAUCUUGGAAGCGCACGCGAACGUUAAGGACUUGCCUCUCGUCGAGGCGAAGCUGAAUUAUAUCAAGGCCUGGCAGUCUCUUCCGGAGUACGGUAUUUCGCUCUUUGUUGUACGAUUUACAGGUAAGAACAAAGACGAACUGCUAGGUAUCGCCAACAACAGGCUGAUGCGGAUGGAGCUUCACAGCGGCGAUCAUUUGAAGACUUGGAGGUACAACACCAUGAAAGCAUGGAACGUUAAUUGGGAAGUAAAGCACAUGAUGGUACAAUUCGAGGAAGAGAAUAUCAUUUUCGAAUGUCAAUCAGCGGAUUGCAAAGUUGUCCACGAAUUCAUAGGAGGCUACAUCUUCUUGUCGAUGCGUUCGAAGGAAGCGAAUCAAACAUUGAACGAGGAGAUGUUCCACAAAUUAACUGGUGGAUGGGUUUAAUUCAUUUCUUUUAUAAAAUCGAGUGUAUAAAACCAAAACGGGUUCUAAUACUUUCUAAGAGAAAUAACGAUGAAUAAAAUAUUAAUCUACGUGUCGCGUCCAAUGCGCAUUGUCUGUUCCAGGACUGACGUUUGCAUGUAAACUGACACUUGUAAAAAUACUGAAAUCUGGUCGUAGUUAUCACAUUUUAAUGUUGUACGCUGUAAAUAGAAAAUAUUGUAUCACUUCUAGACACAAAUGGAAGAGUUUUAGCAUUAUUGUAGUUAAUUUGUUUGGCUGAGGGCUACUUCGAAAAGAUAUUUACUGGUGUGACCGAAUCAUUUUAUUUAUUAAGUAUUAAAGUUGACAAUCUUUAAAUUAUCUCUUCUUUUUUACGAAAAGUAAUCCUUUUUUUACAUUUACAAAUAGAGGUCUGCAAAACUGUAUUGUACGAUCAUGGAUUACACUUUUAUACAAAACUUUUUCUAUUCAUGAAAAAUUUAUCAUCAAACAAUACUAAAUUUACGAACGGAUACGUCAAGCACGCAGAAGCAAAAUCUGCAGCACAUGAAGUAGAGUAUUAAAGAACACUUUACAAGAACGAAAUGUCGAUUCUUAUUUAAUUUGAUCAUUGUUUUUACUUACUAGUAGUUGCAUAAAAUUUAAAUGAUUAAUGAUUAUAGCCCUCUUUCUCUCACGUAUUAAUCUCCUCUUUUAGUGUCACAAGGUGCUAUAUCGAACGAGCUCGAUUUCACACAUAAGAGACCGAAUCAUGUAAAUUAUUUGUUAUUUUAAUGUAAAUUAGAUAUAGAAGAAAAGUAUAUCACUUAAUACCGUUAUACACGUUGCAUCUACAGAAGAAACCACACAUUACAUGUAUGUGUAACAAAAAAAGAUUAUAGUUUUGUAUAUUAAUAUAGAUUAAUUGUACAAUAAACCUAUUAAUACAUUUGA